Messenger RNA from Helianthus annuus (common sunflower), 842 nucleotides. RefSeq names its product snakin-2. The record is from RefSeq and is a predicted model, not a curated record. The coding region runs from base 287 to 583 and encodes 98 amino acids. Lineage: Eukaryota; Viridiplantae; Streptophyta; Magnoliopsida; Asterales; Asteraceae. The transcript has 3 exons.
ACCCGCAUGAAUGGCGGUGCCUUACCGCUCGGCAAAUGAUGUCCCCGAACGGACUCCCCGACGGUGCCCCCUGCACCCUUAAGGGGCUAACCUAAUAUCGUUCAAGUUCAAUGUCUCUUAUACUAGCUAGAACCCUAAAUUGUCAUAGCUUAUUAAAAAUAUAUAUUAAAAAAAAUAUGUAGGAUCUUAAAGUUGUUAUUGGCUAUCUUUAUUUGUCUAUAAAUAGGGGGGCUGUCUCCACACCAAAGUAAACACAAAGCAGCGAAGUCUACCUACUUUGUAAGCCAUGGCCAUCUCCAAGGGUUUUAUUCCUCUUUUUCUUCUCUCUAUGCUUCUCCUUGCUCAUGCUCAUGAAAUGGUGAAUGAGAUUGACGGGAAGAGUAUAGGUGAUUCCAAAAUAGAUUGCGGUUCGGCAUGUAAGGCAAGGUGUAAGCUGUCAUCGCGGCCAAACUUGUGCCAUAGGGCAUGUGGGACUUGUUGUGCCCGUUGCAGUUGCGUGCCACCGGGGACUUCAGGCAACCAACAGGUUUGCCCAUGUUACUAUAACAUGACUACCCAUGGUGGCAAACGAAAGUGCCCUUAAAGCGUCUACUACUCAUACCUUGUGCAUCUUUGAUCUGAAGCGUUCGUUAUAUAUGUAUAUGUAUUCUAUUGUAUAUUUUUGUCUUAAACUCUUGUCUAGCGUUGGAUUGCACUUUAUGUGUAAGUGUGAUUGUUUAAUAAGGUCAACUUGAUCAGUAUAUAUCUGGUUGAAAUGAUAUUAUUUUGUACAAUAAAAGUUGUUUGAGAAAUUGUAUUUGAUACAAUUACAAUUUUAAUGCAUGUCUUUUUUUUUAUUAUUA